Opisthorchis viverrini is the source of this 630-nucleotide messenger RNA. RefSeq lists its product as hypothetical. The record is from RefSeq and is a predicted model, not a curated record. The transcript has 4 exons. The annotation marks the transcript as partial. Lineage: Eukaryota; Metazoa; Platyhelminthes; Trematoda; Opisthorchiida; Opisthorchiidae.
GUCAUCACCGAAGUUGCAUUUUCUAUUUCCGACGACUACCUCCCUGGCUAAUAUCUACAUUGCGAGCAGUAUGCUUCCACAUGUUCAUCUGCACACCUAUCGAGACCUCAGGUCGUACAGUGUAUGUGAAGGACACCGAUCUGCGGUAAUUAACGGAACCCCCAGGGCCUACUCCUACUUUUUGUGUCCAGAGAGUUUGGCAAACAGGUCCCAUGUCUACUGCUGUUCAGAUAAAACGACUCACGAGGGGUACUGCUGCCCAGUCGAAAAAUGGAGAACCAUAGUGGGCAUCACCAUUAUUUCGGUCGCAGCGUUCUGUGCGGCUUGUGUACUCGGUUGUGUUUUGCUCCGGAAGUGUAGGAAGUGCCGUCUACCCACGCGCAGUUCCAGGCAAUCGAAUUCACCACCAACUGCAGAAUCGGAUGCACACACUCCCUUGAAUGCUGACGCGCUCACACCCACGCCUCCCCGUAGUUCCUCACAACUUCGACUUCAUUCUCUGACAACAGAUCGUACUCGCGACAUUGUGGAUUUUGCCAAGUCUAGACUGAAAGAAAAGCCCAUGGAUGAACCAGCACCGCCACCUUAUCCCGGACAUAAUUCUCCACCGCCGUAUCCGUCGAAGUCCUG